AAAUGCAGUAGUAUAAGGGUUGUAUUUGAAUUCUUUUUCAAAACGGGACAAAUUCAAAAUAACACAAGUAAAAUCGUUUUACAGAGCGAGUAUUGACUAGCUUUGACAACCUCAUUACAUUUCAUAUGUCGAAUCCAACUAACCGAUUUUAAGAUUGUCUAUUUAGAACAAACUUUUAAGAACAGAACAGAAUAAGCAUUCAUUUAUAGUUCGCAAUGAAUGAGGACUGUUUUUUUUUAAACGAGAAGAUUUGAAAAUACUUUAAUGGCUCUAAAUGGAUGGCACAUUCAUUUAAUCGAUUCAUCAAAUUGAUUAUUUUAAUAAAUGAUUUUGAAACUGAACACACACUGCAAUGGUAUGAAUAUUGGAUGAUUGAUACGAUCUGGGUAUACACACUGACGGAACGUGCUGAUAAAAACAACACACACGCAGCGUUGUUUCUUUAUAUUACGAAUGUAACAAGAGACUAAAUGAACAAGGCUUAACAGUAAGCUGGUAUAAAAACAUAAACAAUGAUUAACAAAAUCUGAGCGUGAAGCCUUUCAACACCAUAAUACCAUUAUUGCAAAACGUAAUUUGAAUAAUUCAUCCUAUGAUUUCCUUCACAAAAGAUGAAUUAAUGAACAGGCCAGAGCGAGUGUACCUUUCUACUCUAUUUGCGAUAAAUUGAUCUCCUUUAACAGAAUAUUGAAAUAGCCGAGUUUCAUUGUAGAGAUGGACAAUUUCAAUCAAUACUUUCCUUUUUAAAUGCUUGUGUUAUAUGUGAACAAAUUACGAUCUUUUAAUCACUUGAAAUAUAAUUACACAAAUGUUGACAUACGAUUGUUACUCAAAGGCAAAUAUCCAUCGAGAUAUUGAAAACAUUCUGGAGAACUCUUUGUGACAUAUUGAAUGAUUUAAAAAUUUUUUAUUGAAAAAGCAAUUCGUACAAAUGACGGUCGUUGAAAUUAUUGACAACGACUGGUGCAUUCUAAGGAGCUGGGUAAAUUUUUUUGUGAAGUCAGGAACCUAUUGUAGAAAAAAGAAAACAUUGGUGUAAAUUUCACCGAAGUCUCAAAUCAUACUGAAAUAAUGAAGAAAUCGGGUGACUUUGUUUUGCAGUCAAAUGGAAUGAGCACCAUGGCUGCAUCAUUUACAUCGACACAGAAUGGUCUAGAGAGAUGGAAACUGUCUCGUGAGCUUCAACAAAUUGAAUGCGAAGAAUAUUUUACACGGAUAAAUAAAGGCCGGGAAAUUCAUAAGCUAAAAGAUUUGGUAAUGGAAUAUGUAGCAACAGGUUGUGUCUUCAGACAACAUCGAUUUGAAAAAUAUGACCCUUUUCGGAAAGGAGACAGAGUUUAUAAUGGAGAGAUAAAGCGUCCGUUUUACAAAACGAAAAGGGGAAGCGUUUCUCAAUCAUCGAUGACCACAAAUGACCAAUUGAUAUCACCAAAGCUGGAAAGAAGCAAAACAGCGAUAGAGGAAUUGUCUCGAGACGUCAGAGAAUUACCGCUGAUGCAUCAGAGUUUGCCGAAUAUAACAAAACCAAUGGAAAGACCACUGACAAUACAAGACGAUUCCACCGGAAGUGACGAUCAGGAUGUAUCAUAUCAAAUACGCAGUAAAAGUGUUGCAGAUUGUGAUAGUGAAAAUGCCGAGUUUCAAAGGACAACAGCGUGCUUUUUACCUACGAUAAAGCGUGUUGCAUUAUGGGAACAAACUAAUAACGACCACAAGGAGGAAGAGAAAAAUGAGAGAAUACGUCAUAGGAAACAUCAACCCAUCUUGAAGGCUGAAUUUCAGAAAAUGUUUCCGGGAAACUGUAAAACUACCUACUCAAUGAGGAGGUUUAUAGACAAGGAAACCAAACACGUUCUCCGUGAUAUAGACACGAUUCCGAGGAAACGGAACAGCAGGGAGCAUGCGCAAUUAAUGAAACAGUCUCAGAUGCCAGACUUUAUUGACAGACACAAGACGACGUCUGCCAUACUGAGAGACUUCCGCUCUAUUAGAAGACAUUUACACGUAACGGAAGACAAAAUUGACAAGCAGCCAAUGACCGAAGCUGGAUAUAACCACGUGCUUCGUUUUCUUGAGCUUGCUGAUUCUUUUGAAAGCUGAAAGAUCAUAACUUACAUGUAUAUUCCUUGUCAAGAAAUUUGUGUUGAAUCGCAUUUCCAUAUCAUCAAUUUAAAAAAGAAAACGCACAUAAACUAUUAGCAUUGCGAAUUAGCUGUUUCAUCUACUGUGAUCUCAUUUGAUGGAUGCUAAACACUAAUAUAUACAUGUAUAUCCCGUACAAUUCUUGUAAUUGGGAAUUAAGAUAUUUUUAAAAUAGCAAGUGUUUUGCAAUUGCAUUUUCAUCAGGAAUUGAGGAUUUAGUUUCAUUUCCAUUCAGCGCACAGGAUUAUGAACAAUUACGUCACACAUAACUGAUAUCGGCGUCCGAAGUUUAAUAUGGAUUGUUUCCAGCACGCUUUGUUGCAAGAUAAAUUGAAAAUAAACAUACAAAAAUCGA
Ostrea edulis (European flat oyster) is the source of this 2497-nucleotide messenger RNA. RefSeq lists its product as uncharacterized. The transcript is spliced from 2 exons. NCBI's taxonomy places the organism in Eukaryota, Metazoa, Mollusca, Bivalvia, Ostreida, Ostreidae. The record is from RefSeq and is a predicted model, not a curated record. The coding region runs from base 1072 to 2100 and encodes 342 amino acids.